Molecule: messenger RNA, 4671 nt
Organism: Ipomoea triloba (trilobed morning glory)
Lineage: Eukaryota; Viridiplantae; Streptophyta; Magnoliopsida; Solanales; Convolvulaceae
Product: DNA-directed RNA polymerase III subunit 1-like
Biological process (GO): DNA-templated transcription
Molecular function (GO): DNA binding; DNA-directed RNA polymerase activity
Source: RefSeq, a predicted model, not a curated record
UGGACAGUUCCUCAAUUAAACUAAAGGAAAUUAGGGUUUUCAUCGCAGCCUAUUUAGCCGUUAUCCACCGUCGGCGCUUAACGGACACCUCCUCGCGCCUUUGAAUGCCAUUCUUUUCUAGAAACUCUGUUCUUUCCCAAACCGCCGGUGAAACUCCGGCAGCAUACAAAUAGUUGAGUGCUUGUGGUGGACUCCAAGAUGAAAAGAGUAGGAGAAAUUCAGUUCACUAAGCAGCCAUACAUUGAAGAUGUCGGCCCUCGAAAAAUAAAAAGCAUUCAGUUCUCGACGCUUUCGGGGUCUGAAAUCAUGAAUUCAGCUGAAGUCGAAGUUUUCCGUGGGGUUUACUAUGAUGCUUCGAAGAAUCCUAUUCCCAACGGCCUGUUAGACCCUCGCUUGGGGCCUCCAAACAAGACCAAAACUUGCCAGACUUGCAAUGGAGAUUUCAAACAGUGUCCAGGCCACUUUGGAUACUUGAAUCUUGCUCUACCAGUUUAUAAUGUUGGGUAUCUAACCAUGAUAGUGGACAUCUUGAAGUGCAUUUGCAAGGGUUGUUCUCGCAUACUGCUUGAUGAAAAAGAACGUCAAGAUUUUCUAAAAAAGAUGAGAAAUCCAAAGUUGGAGCAUUUGAAGAAAAAUGAGCUGCUAAAAAGAAUUGUAAAAAGAUGCACUGCGAUGGCAAGUGGCCAUAAGGCAGUGGCAUGUUCCAGAUGUGGAUAUAUAAAUGAAAUGGUCAAAAAGGGUCCUUUGAAGAUCAUCCAUGAGCAAAGCAAACAUUUCUUGGAUGAGUGCCAUAGAGCUUUUGCUUACAAAAAGGGCUUCAAGGGAUCUAUUAUUGCUCCAGAGCUUGACCCAAAGACAGUUCACUCCCUCUUCAAGAAUAUGAUAGAUGAGGACUGUGAAUUGCUCUAUCUUAGUGACAGACCAGAAAACCUCCUUGUCACAAGUAUUCCUGUGCCACCAAUAGCAAUUCGCCCUUCUGUCUUUGUAGAUGGUGGAAUGCAGAGUAAUGAAAAUGACAUCACAGAGAGGCUGAAGCGUAUUAUCCAAGCAAAUGCAAGUCUUCGACAAGAAACAUCUGAAACAAGUAUACUCACCAGAAGUAUGGCUAGUUGGGUGGAUCUGCAAAUGGAAGUUGCGCAAUACAUAAACAGCGAUGUUCGUGGGUUACCCCCACAAAUGCAAGCUUCCAGGCCUUUGAGUGGUUUUGUGCAGCGCCUCAAGGGAAAACAGGGACGCUUCCGUGGAAAUCUCUCAGGGAAGCGUGUUGAGUAUACUGGCCGUACUGUAAUAUCACCUGAUCCAAAUCUUAAAAUUACUGAGGUUGGAAUUCCUAUCUUAGUGGCUCGAAUUUUGACAUAUCCUGAACGUGUUUCACAACAUAACAUUGAAAAGUUAAGACAGCUUGUUCGUAAUGGACCCAACAAAUACCCUGGCGCAAAAUUUAUUAGACAGCCUGAUGGUACAGAGAUUUCAUUAAUGUACUCAAGUAGAAAGCGUCAUGCUGAUGAAUUGAAGUUUGGUUACAUAGUUGAUCGCCAUUUGGAAGAUGGAGAUGCUGUUCUAUUUAAUAGACAACCCAGUUUACAUCGAAUGUCAAUCAUGUGCCAUAGGGCAAGGAUAAUGCCAUGGCGCACAUUAAGAUUUAAUGAAUCGGUUUGUAAUCCCUACAAUGCUGAUUUUGAUGGCGAUGAGAUGAAUAUGCAUGUACCUCAAACAGAAGAAGCUCGUACAGAGGCUCUUUUGUUGAUGGGGGUUCAAAACAAUUUAUGUACCCCAAAAAGUGGAGAAAUCUUGGUUGCUUCAACACAAGAUUUUUUAACAUCUUCCUUUCUUAUCACAAGGAAGGAUACAUUUUAUGACCGUGCUUCCUUUUCACAUAUGUGCUCGUACAUGGGAGAUGCGAUGGAUUCAAUUGAUUUACCGACACCAGCUUUGAUUAAGCCAGUUGAGCUUUGGACUGGAAAACAAUUGUUUAAUGUGCUUCUGCGUCCGCAUAAUAAGAUGAGAGUCUAUGUAAAUCUUACUGUUAGAGAGGACACUUACCACCGCAAAAAAGAUCUAGAAACAAUGUGCCCAAAUGAUGGGUUUGUAUACUUCCGUAACAGUGAGCUGAUUAGUGGGCAACUUGGGAAGGCUACGUUAGGGAAUGGAAAUAAGGAUGGUCUUUAUUCUGUGCUGCUAAGAGAUUAUAAUGCACAUGGUGCUGAAAUGUGUAUGAAUCGGCUUGCAAAGUUGAGUGCUCGAUGGAUAGGGAACCAUGGAUUUUCAAUUGGUAUUGAUGAUGUUCAACCUGGAAAAGAGUUGGUAGAAAAGAAGAGAAUGGAAAUAGAGAAGGGUUAUGGUAUGUGUGAAACAUAUAUAGCUUCAUAUAACAAGGGGGAACUUGAACUAAAACCAGGCUGUGAUGCUGCACAAACACUCGAAGCCCAUAUCACCAAUGAAUUGAAUGAUAUUCGAGAGAAAACCGGGCAAGUGUGUACAGGUGCACUGCCUUGGAGGAAUAGUCCCUUAAUUAUGUCUCAAUGUGGUUCAAAAGGCUCAGUAAUCAAUAUCAGCCAAAUGAUUGCAUGUGUUGGCCAGCAAUCUGUUGGGGGUCGUCGUGCUCCUAAUGGAUUCAUUGAUCGGAGUCUUCCUCAUUUUCCUAGAGAAUCAAAACUUCCUGCUGCUAAAGGGUUUGUAGCUAGUUCAUUUUAUGAGGGUUUAACUGCUACGGAGUUCUUUUUCCACACAAUGGGAGGAAGAGAAGGCCUCGUGGAUACAGCGGUCAAAACAGCUGACACAGGGUAUAUGUCUCGUAGACUUAUGAAAGCGUUGGAAGACCUAUCUGUUCUGUAUGACAAAACUGUGCGGAAUGCAAGCUCAUGUAUUGUUCAAUUUGUGUAUGGUGAUGAUGGCAUGGACCCUUCACAGAUGGAAGGAAAAGAAAGCCAUCCUCUCAACUUUAAUAGAUUAUUCAUGAAAGUUAAGGCAACAUGUCCUCCUGGGGAGGAUAAGGGUUUGUCACCUUCAGAGAUCCUUCAAGUGGUGAAUAAAAGGCUUUCAGAACAUGAUAUGACUCCUAGUGGGGGAUGCUCUGACGCCUUCUCCAAAUCAUUAAAAGAAUUCCUGCAAAACGAGUCCAUAACAAGCUUAGAGAGAACACGUAGAAAUCUAAAAUUGGAUGCAGAACAUAAUGCAGCAGACAAUUGCAAAGCUCUUGAAAAUAUUGCUUUGAAUAUUUCUGGUGUAACUCAUAAGCAACUACAGGUUUUCCUAGAAACCUGCAUCUCUCGCUAUCAUGCAAAGAAAGUUGAAUCUGGAACUGCUAUUGGUGCAAUAGGAGCUCAGAGCAUUGGAGAACCAGGGACCCAGAUGACAUUAAAAACUUUCCACUUUGCUGGAGUUGCAAGCAUGAAUAUUACACUCGGAGUUCCUCGCAUAAAAGAAAUCAUAAAUGCUGCCAAAAAAAUCAGCACACCAAUUAUUUCUGCACCACUUACAUUUGAUGAUAACCCAGCUGUGGCGAGAAUAGUAAAAGGUCGUAUUGAGAAAACUCUUCUAGGGCAGGUUGCAAAGAGUAUAAAGAUAGUGAUGGGAUCAAGAUCAGCAUCCAUAGAAAUUGUGCUUGAUAUGGAAACAAUUCAGGCUUCAUUUCUUUGUAUUGAUGCAUAUACUGUUAAGGAAUCAAUUUUGCAGACCCCAAGAAUGAAAUUGAAGGAACAUAACAUCAUGGUUUUAAAUCCCAGAAAGCUGGAAGUCAUCCCUCAAGUUGAUCGAAGCAAAAUCCUUUUUGAACUUCAGCAUCUCAAAGAUAAGCUUCCUACAAUUGUGGUUAAGGGUAUCAGUACGGUUGAACGUGCUGUGAUCAAUAAUGAAAACGGGAAGUACAACUUGCUUGUGGAAGGGACUGGUCUUCAAGCUGUUAUGGGCACUGCUGGAGUUGAUGGAUUUAACACAACCAGCAAUCAUAUUAUGGAAGUGAAUCAGGUCCUUGGAAUUGAAGCUGCAAGGAGUUCUAUAGUUAAAGAGAUUCAGUACACCAUGUCAAGCCAUAAAAUGAGGAUAGAUUUACGUCACAUGAUGCUUCUAGCUGAUCUAAUGACAUUUAAGGGCGAAGUACUAGGAAUAACUAGGUUUGGCGUUCAGAAAAUGAAAGAUAGCGUAUUGACGCUAGCCUCCUUCGAAAAGACAGCCGAUCACCUUUUCAAUGCUGCUGUAAGCGGGCGGGAUGACAAAAUUGAAGGAGUAAGUGAAUGCAUCAUUAUGGGAAUACCAAUGCAGAUGGGCACUGGGAUGUUUAAAGUUAGUCAAAGCACCAUUCAUGAUGUUGAGCUGAAUUACAGGCCAGAUGCAAUGAUGUCCUGAAAUGACAAGCACCACUUCCAGUUGGUUUGCCACUGACUCUUAAAAUAGCACAGAUUAUAAGUCUUGAUUUAGUUUACAUGGCAUCAUUCUUAGUGCAUAGGCUGUACAGUAUACACAUUGUUAGAAGUAUAUGUUCAGAACUGCACACUGACAAUCAGUAGUAUUAUCUUACUGUACAGUUUAGAAGUCUGGAAACUAUGUUACACAAUGCUAACAUGAUGAUGAUGAUGAUGUAGUAUUAUAUUGUUUUCUCGUGUAUACUCCGUAUAUAUUGUUUUCUCGUGUAUAUAACUGAUGAAAUAUUAAUCUAUAUUUCAAUAAUACACA